CUCACUCUCCGGCUCUCUCACUUUCUCAGAUAAAAAUCCAAAUUAAAGCAUGCGAAGCUUUUUCGGAGCGACCCAAAUUCUGAGCAAGUCUUCAUCUUUCUUCCUACCCACAAAUCCCAACCUCUCCUUCUCCAAAACCCCCAUCUUCCUCCGAACCUUCGCGAUCAUGGCCACCGCCGCCGACGAGCUCGUCAAGGGCGCCGUUCACCCAAACGGCGUCGCUGUGAUCACCCUCGAUCGCCCCAAAGCUCUCAACGCCAUGAACAUAGAUAUGGAUUUGAAAUUCAAGAGCUAUCUGGAUCAGUGGGAAUCGGACCCGAGUGUGAAGUGUGUUUUGGUCGAUAGCAGCUCAGCUCGUGCCUUUUGUGCUGGAAUGGAUAUUAAAGGGGUUGUUGCUGAAAUUCAAAAGGACAAGAGCGGUGAUGUGAAGCAGAUCACGGCCAAAAACCAACUAUCCGAUGUGAUUGAGGUAUUCACUGCUGAGUAUUCUUUAAUAUGCAAAAUAUCUAACUACAAGAAGCCGUAUGUAAGUUUCAUGGAUGGCAUAACAAUGGGCUUUGGAAUUGGCCUAUCAGGUCAUGGUCGCUACCGGAUCAUUACAGAGAGGACUCUUCUUGCUAUGCCAGAAAAUGGUAUUGGAUUGUUUCCAGACGUUGGCUUUUCACAUAUAGCGGCACAGAGUCCAGGAGGAGGAUCAGUUGGUGCUUAUCUUGGAAUCACUGGGAAAAGAAUUUCGACGCCGUCGGAUGCACUCUAUGUAGGUCUUGGGACACAUUUUGUGCCAUCUCAAAACUUAGGUUCAGUAAAGGAGACCCUUUUGUCAACUAACUUUUCCCAGGAUCCUCAUGAGGACAUCAAAACGAUUUUGGCGAAGUUCAGCAGUAAACCUGAUUCCGAAUCCCAACUGAAGCAGCUUUUACCUCAAAUAGCCUCAUCAUUUGGUGCAAAUAAGUCAGUUAUUGGGACAAUUGAAGAACUCAAAAAGCAUCAAUCGAGUUCAAAUGCUACUGUGGUGGAGUGGGCUAAUGAAGCUCUUCAAGGUCUUGGAAAGGGUGCUCCUUUUUCACUUUUCUUGACACAGAAGUAUUUCUCCAAAGUUGCAUCUGCCCUUGGGAAGAAUGACAAUCAAUUAUCCACACUGACUGGUGUCAUGAAAACUGAAUAUCGCAUUGCUGUAAGAUCAUCCUUGCGUAAUGACUUUGCUGAAGGUGUGCGGGCAGUGUUGGUGGACAAGGAUCAGAAUCCAAAGUGGAACCCGUCAAGGUUGGAGGAAGUUAAUGAGAACGAAGUGGAAGCUCUGUUUGAACCAUUGAGCCCAAAUGUGGAGGAGUUGAGCGUGUGACUAGCAUUUGAAAAUGUAUUAUCUUGCUUCAGCAGUAAACAUUUGACUGGUUGUGCAUGCCAUUGGAAUAUAUUGAACAAUGAUGCAAAUAAGUUACAUUACACGAUAAAAAGCAUUUCACUUCGGUGCUUUUAAUGCUAUUGUGUAGUGCGUUCUUCAUGUAAUUUUUGAGAUCACUGCCGAUGAAAUAUGGUACUAAUAGUGUUGUUGGCU
This is a messenger RNA of Rosa rugosa (rugosa rose), 1555 nucleotides long. RefSeq names its product 3-hydroxyisobutyryl-CoA hydrolase-like protein 3, mitochondrial. The transcript has 11 exons. Gene Ontology annotation, biological process: L-valine catabolic process. Lineage: Eukaryota; Viridiplantae; Streptophyta; Magnoliopsida; Rosales; Rosaceae. The coding region runs from base 50 to 1342 and encodes 430 amino acids. The record is from RefSeq and is a predicted model, not a curated record. Gene Ontology annotation, molecular function: 3-hydroxyisobutyryl-CoA hydrolase activity. Gene Ontology annotation, cellular component: cytosol.